Molecule: messenger RNA, 939 nt
Organism: Dromiciops gliroides (monito del monte)
Lineage: Eukaryota; Metazoa; Chordata; Mammalia; Microbiotheria; Microbiotheriidae
Product: olfactory receptor 1030-like
Exons: 1
Coding region: 1-939 (312 amino acids)
Biological process (GO): sensory perception of smell; G protein-coupled receptor signaling pathway
Cellular component (GO): membrane
Molecular function (GO): G protein-coupled receptor activity; olfactory receptor activity; odorant binding
Source: RefSeq, a predicted model, not a curated record
AUGUCCAGCAGAAACUACACUCAAGUGACUGAGUUCAUUCUUCUGGGAUUAACCAGCCGUCCAGAGCUGCGCACUGCUUUCUUUGUCCUGUUUCUCAUGAUUUACAUGGUCACUGUGGUUGGGAAUCUUGGCAUGAUCAUUUUAAUCAAGAUUGAUUCUCGACUUCACACCCCCAUGUAUUUUUUUCUCUGUAGCUUAUCAUUUCUGGAUCUAUGUUUCUCUACAAAUGUUACCCCAAAGAUGCUUGAAAACUUUUUAUCAGACAAGAAAACCAUUUCCUAUACUGGUUGUUUGGUCCAGUGUUACAUUGUCAUUGCUGUGGUGCUGACUGAACACUGUAUGCUGGCUGUCAUGGCCUAUGAUCGUUACAUGGCCAUUUGCAACCCACUACUCUACAGCAGUAAAAUGUCAAAGAGCAUCUGUAUCCGGUUGGUCAUCAUUCCCUAUGUCUACGGAUUCCUUCUCAGUGUGAUGGAGACCUUGAGGACUUACAAUUUAUCCUUCUGUGAUGCUAAUGAAAUUAACCAUUUUUACUGUGCUGACCCCCCUCUCAUCAAACUAGCAUGCUCUGAUACAUAUAGUAAAGAGCUAUCCAUGUAUAUAGUGGCUGGUUAUAGCAAUGUCCAGUCCCUUCUGAUUAUUCUUACAUCAUACAUGUUCAUCCUUGUGGCCAUUCUCCGGAGCCGUUCUGCUGAAAGCAGGCGCAAGGCUUUUUCCACGUGUGGGUCCCACCUCACAGUGGUCACCAUAUUCUAUGGGACCCUGUUCUGUAUGCAUUUAAGGCGUCCCACUGAGGAGUCUGUAGAGCAGGGGAAAAUGGUAGCUGUGUUUUACACAACAGUGAUCCCCAUGUUGAACCCCAUGAUCUAUGGCCUCAGGAACAAAGAUGUAAAGGAGGCCCUGAAUAAAGCAAUUGGAAGGAAAGUUUUGACUAAAUAA